Molecule: messenger RNA, 1915 nt
Organism: Bufo gargarizans (Asiatic toad)
Lineage: Eukaryota; Metazoa; Chordata; Amphibia; Anura; Bufonidae
Gene: APEH
Product: acylaminoacyl-peptide hydrolase
Exons: 15
Biological process (GO): proteolysis
Molecular function (GO): serine-type endopeptidase activity
Source: RefSeq, a predicted model, not a curated record
CGCUGCCCUCCCCUCCGCUCCCCGCCUGUGACGCUGCCCUCCCCUCCGCUCCCCGCCUGUGACGCUGCCCUCUCCUCCUGCCAGGCCUUCUGGUCCCCAGAUGACACGGGCGUGCUGUUUGUGGGCUGGUGGCACACCCCCUUCCGUGUCGGCCUAAAGUACUGCACCAAUAGAAGAUCUGCGCUGUUCUUCGUGGACCUGACCGGAGGAAAAUGUGAAACCCUCUCGUGUGACUCUUCUGCCGUCUUCUCUCCGCGGCUCAGUCCAGACAAGUGUCGCAUUGUGUAUCUGAAGUGCGAGGUGUUCGGCCCCCACCAGCAGUGCUGCCAGAUGCUGAUGUAUGACUGGUACACUAAAGUCACCUCCACCGUGGUGGAUGUCGUUCAGCGAUCCGCAGAUGGGCAGUUCCAGGGCAUUUACACCUCGUUGCUGGCGCCGUUGUGCUGGUCCGCGGACAGUCAGAGAGUCAUCGUGGACACCGCGCUGCGCAGUCGGCAGGUCCUGUUUGUAGUGGACACAAUGACGGGACUGGCGACGGCCCUCCAGUCCAGGGAAUCUUCUCUCGGCAGCUGGAAGUUAAUGGCCAUUGACCGCGACCUCCUCGUUGUCCGAUACUCCAGUCCGAAUUGUCCCCCGACUGUGAAAGUGGGGUUCCUGCCGCCGGCCGGGAGAGAAGCGGACAUCACCUGGGUCUCCUUAGAGGAGGAGAACUCCAUCCCAGACAUAGACUGGAGCUACAAGAGCCACGAACCGCCUCCGGAGCAGGAGAACCCCCAAUAUCCCGGCCUGGACUUUGAAUCCAUCUUCCUGAAGCCACGGGAUGUCCUCCCGGAGAGUCGUCUUCCUCUGGUGGUCUAUCCUCAUGGGGGUCCGCACUCCUUGUUUGUCAGUGAGUGGAUGCUGUUCCCGGCCGUGCUGUGUAAGAUGGGCUUUGCUGUGCAGUUAGUGAAUUACCGGGGGUCCUUAGGAUUCGGGCAGCACAGCGUCUUGUCGCUGUUGGGAAAGGUUGGAGAUCAGGAUGUGAAGGACGUGCAGACGGCCGUGCUGCAGACCCUACAGAUGGAGCCUGUUCACCCUCACAAAGUGGUGCUGUGCGGAGGGUCCCAUGGAGGAUUCCUCUCCUGCCAUCUGAUUGGACAGUACCCCGACUUCUACAAAGCCUGCAUCGUCCGCAAUCCAGUGAUUGACAUCCCUGCCAUGGCCGGCUCCACCGACAUCCCGGACUGGUGCCAUGUAGAGUCCGGCCUCACCUUCUCCUGUGAGGGCCUCCCGGAGGCCAGCACGUGGGGGGACAUGCUGAGCAAAUCCCCCAUCAUCCAUGUCUCUAAGGUGAAGACCCCCGUGCUGCUGAUGCUGGGCGCAGAGGACCGGCGGGUCCCGAAUACUCAGGGCCUGGAGUAUUAUAAAGCGCUGCGAGCUCAUGGGGUGGAGACGAGGUUACUCUGGUAUCCCGGCAACAACCACGCCUUGUCCAAGGUGGACGCUGAGUCGGACGGCUUCAUGAACAUUGCGCUGUGGAUCCUCAGACAUCUCGAAGGCUGAGCUCCCCCAAAUCUGCGGCAUUCAGGACCGCUCCCCCUCCCCCCGCUAUGUGAAGUGAUUGGACAACGCAAGUCUGCCGUACGGAGCGCCAAUGCUUAUAUCUACCGCAGCCUGCCCUCCUCAGCUGUCAUGGGACUACAACUCCCAGCAUCACCGGUCUGUCAGCCUGUACUUUUGCAACAGCUGGAGAGUGAGAGGUGGAGUCCUAGGAGCGAGCCUGUAUGCUAAUCACCCUGGCUCCGCCCACAGCACCACUCCCCCUUCUUCCCUGGACUGCGCGGCGGCAGCAGCUUUGUUCCUUGCGGGACUUUUUUGUCUCGUAUUUUUGUGGCGUUUUCUAACUUUUUUGCAGCAAUAAAACGUCUCCUGCGUC